Messenger RNA from Schistocerca gregaria, 1279 nucleotides. Its product is annotated as odorant receptor Or2-like. The record is from RefSeq and is a predicted model, not a curated record. NCBI's taxonomy places the organism in Eukaryota, Metazoa, Arthropoda, Insecta, Orthoptera, Acrididae. Gene Ontology annotation, cellular component: plasma membrane. Gene Ontology annotation, biological process: sensory perception of smell; detection of chemical stimulus involved in sensory perception of smell. Bases 16 to 1257 code for a protein of 413 amino acids. Gene Ontology annotation, molecular function: odorant binding; olfactory receptor activity. The transcript is spliced from 8 exons.
GCAGCGAACUUCGUCAUGUCGAAGGUCUCAGAAGCAGCGCGGCUUCGAACAGAGUUUGGGGUACAGCUGCGGCUUCUACGGGCGGCUGGUGCCUGGACACCAGGGUGUGGCGGUGUGGUGCAGGCGGUUUACGGAUGCUACUGUGCAUUCAUCGUGGUUUCGCUCGUGGUGUUCGUGGUUACCCAGGUCUCCGCCAUUCUGCACUUCUGGGGCGAUAUCAUCAGCAUCACCAACAGCGUCUGUGUCACCUUCGUCUACAUCCUGGCUACCUUCAAGCUGGUGGUACUCCUCAAGAUGCGUGGCUUAACAGACGAACUUCUCGACAAUCUCGACAGAUGUAUGGAGCGCUAUGGACGCACAUUUGGGAGAGAAAAGGCGUUCGUAUUUGGUGAAUGUGCACGCAGAGGCCGCUGGAUUUCUCUAAUGCAAGCGUGGAUGGGACUAUGUUUGUACGUGGCCUGGGUAAUGCAGCCUAUGUUGCGAGUGCAGAGCUGUUCCACUGCAGAGUGUCGCAGCCAGAGCGGCUUCCCCACCGUCGUCUGGUACCCGUUCUCCUUCACGGAGCCACCUGCCUACCAGGUUGUGUUCAUUGUUGUGUCCACGGGCCUGUUCUACGGCAACAUUAUCUCCAUCACGGUCCACAGCACGUUCUGCACUCUCAUGAUCUACGUGGCUGGCCAUCUGCGCGUCCUCAACCACAUGGCCAGGAACUUGUGCAGCACCCAGCAGUACGAUGAGGCAACCGGCGAUCACAAACAGCGCAACAGGUGUGAUGCAGGGGAAGAACGAGUGAGGGAACAUCUGAGGGAGUGUGUGCGAUACCACAUCGACAUUGAGAGGAUGGUUCAGCAGCUGAGUAAGCUGGUGGGUCCCAUACUACUGGGAGAGUUACUCGCUGACAUGAUCACCGUCAGCGCCAGCGCCUUCAUCACCACAGCCCUGAAGUCGAAUUCGGGGCUGCUGCUAAAGUACGGUUGGUAUGUGUUCGUGGUAGCCGAGCAGAUGUUCCUGGUCUGCUGGUGCGGUGACGAGGUCCUGGCAGAGAGCGAGCGCCUGCAGGUGUCUGUGUACAGCUGCGACUGGACUGGGGGGUCUCCUCGUCUCCUCAGGGAGCUGAGGAUCGUCCUCAGCCGCACGGGGCGGCCCCUGCUGCUCACCGCCAGCAAGUUCUACACCAUCACCAGGGAGACAUUCCUACUGCUAAUAAAUGCAUCUUAUUCAUACUUCGCAUUGCUGAAUCAACUGAAUUCUGAUUGACCAACAGACAAGAACAGCCACU